GUUCAGUUUGUUUAGCCAAAUAAAAAGUCAAAGUUGAAGAGAGUUUUUCAUGGCCAAUAUCUUCUUUCUCCAGCUUUUUGUUAACUUGCUGCUGUUAUGUACAGGUGUAUUUUCCGAUGUGACUUUUAAUUUUGAAAACUUAUGCUCAGACUCAAUAUGGCGUGCAUCAAACCCAAGCAUAGGAGAUUUAGACCCAGAGUUAGGCCCAGACGAGUUCGAAAUAUACAACAUGGAUGAUACUUGGAGUGGGUCCAUUUGGGCCCGAACAAAAUGCACAACAAAUGCAUCCGGUUACUUUUCAUGUGAAACCGGUGAUUGCCGGUUAGGUACUCCAGAGUGUGCAGAUACAACACCCAAUUUCCCAGUAACACUUCUCAAUUUCAAUGUUAACCAAUCAAUAGUUUCAUAUCAAAUAAGCCUAAUUCAUGGACAAAACAUUCAAGUUAAUAUCAAGCCCGUUGGUGGAACAUUGUUGGAUGGGUCAGGCCCAUGUCCUUCGGUGACUUGUAAUAUGGAUUUUGGAAAUGUGUGUCCACCAUCUUUAAUAUCUUAUAAUUCCAAUGGGGCUUAUGUGGGUUGUAAAAGUGCUUGUGAUGUUUUUAAUGAUGGACAACAUUGUUGUAUUAUGAAUGGUUGUCAACCUGAUGAGUACACACAAAAGUUCAAACAACAAUGUCCUACUGCUCAUAUUUAUCCUGCUGAUAAUACUCCUCCUAUGUAUCAAUGUAAAGGAGCUGAUAGUUAUGAUGUAACAUUUUGUCCUGCUAUUGGGACUGCAUCUUAACUUAUUUAAAUACAUUAUUAUUCUA
Molecule: messenger RNA, 809 nt
Organism: Cicer arietinum (chickpea)
Lineage: Eukaryota; Viridiplantae; Streptophyta; Magnoliopsida; Fabales; Fabaceae
Product: thaumatin-like protein 1b
Source: RefSeq, a predicted model, not a curated record